AUGCCUCGCGCCGCCUCACCGACGCCCUCGGAUGGCGAGGUCGAUAUUUUCGACUCGUUAUAUACCGACGAUGUAAAUUCAAAGCAACAGGCGCCUGCCGACGCAGGCUUCGAUUUCCUUGACGAUGCGAACCAAGACGACGGCGACGAGGCCUUCAUCGCCCUCAAGCAGGCAGCCUCUUAUCGGAAAGCUGCAAACCAAACGAAAGGGACCGGUCAGAAAGGAGGUGGUUUUCAGUCCAUGGGGCUGAAUGCAAAAUUACUCUCGGCUAUCCUCCGCAAAGGUUUCAAACAGGCGACUCCCAUUCAGCGAAAAGCGAUUCCUCUCAUACUGCAACGACGAGAUGUGGUGGGCAUGGCAAGGACAGGAUCCGGCAAGACCGCGGCUUUCGUCAUACCAAUGAUUGAGAAGUUGAAGGCACACAGUGCUCAAGUGGGCGCCCGAGCUCUGAUUCUGUCGCCUUCGCGAGAACUUGCGCUGCAGACACUCAAGGUUGUGAAAGAAUUUGGAAAGGGGACGGACCUGAAGUGCGUCUUGCUUGUGGGUGGUGACAGCCUCGAAGAGCAGUUCAGCUCCAUGACGACGAACCCGGAUAUCAUAAUCGCAACACCAGGUCGUUUCCUACAUCUGAAAGUCGAGAUGUCGAUGAACUUGUCCUCGAUUAAGUACGUCGUCUUCGACGAGGCAGAUCGGUUGUUCGAGAUGGGCUUCGGAACCCAGCUCGCAGAGAUUCUGCAUGCUUUGCCAGCGUCGAGGCAGACCUUGCUCUUCUCCGCAACGCUUCCUGCGUCGCUCGUGGAAUUUGCCCGCGCGGGCCUACAAGAUCCGAGCCUGGUGAGACUGGACGCGGAGACCAAGAUUUCGCCCAAGUUGGAGAGUGCAUUUUUCUCUGUGAAGGCUGCGGAGAAGGAGGCGGCUCUUCUUCACAUCCUGCACGAUGUUAUCAAGAUGCCCACAGGUGACCCGGAAGGCCCCCCGCAAGACUCGGAUCGAUUUUCGAAGAAAAGGAAGCGAGGACAGGACGAGUCCAAUGUGGAGAAGCCCACGGAGCACUCGACAAUCGUCUUUGUGGCCACCAAACACCAUGUUGAGUACGUGGCCGCCCUUCUGCGUGAGCAAGGAUUCUCAGUAUCAUACGUCUAUGGAUCCUUGGACCAGACUGCGCGAAAAAUACAUGUUGACAAUUUCCGCCGUGGGAGGACAAACAUACUUGUGGUCACAGAUGUGGCCGCGCGUGGUGUUGAUAUUCCAGUGCUGGCAAAUGUCAUCAACUACGACUUCCCUCCUCAGCCAAAGGUCUUUGUUCAUCGAGUUGGAAGAACUGCUCGAGCGGACAAAGAAGGUUGGAGUUACAGCAUCAUGCAAGACUCCGAUGCUCCCUACCUGAUCGAUUUGCAGCUUUUCUUGGGCAGAAAGUUGAUACUGGGUCGAGAAGGCGGUAGCUCCCCAUCCUAUAAGACUGACAUGGUGGUUGGUUCUCUACAGCGCUCAGAAAUCGAGUUGCAUGUUGAAUGGCUUAACAAGUUGCUGAAGGAGAACGAAGAUGUCAAAGCUUUACGAAGUGUUGCUGCUAAGGCAGAAAAACUCUACACAAGGACCAGAAACGCAGCAUCAAGUCAGAGCGCAAAGAGAGCAAAAGAGGUGGUUGUGUCGGAUGGAUGGAACCAACUGCACCCGCUGUUUGGGGAGUUUGAUGAUGAGGUCGAGAACGCGCGCAAUGAUAUGCUGGCUAGAAUUAGCAAGUGGACGCCAAAGGAGACCAUUUUCGAAAUUAACAUGGGCAAAAAGACCGCCACGAACCCUGGCGCAGAAAUCAUGAGGAAGAUCCGGGCCAAAAUCAUACCAAAGAAUCGCGUGGAGAUGAAGGGCGAUGCAGAGGCAGCGGCUGACGACGUUGACAUGGCCGAUGCACCAUUAUCUAAUUCCAGCCGGGAAGAGGGCGAGGAGGACGAGAGUGAUGACGAGUCCGUGCAAAGCAAAGACGACGAUGAUCCUCCUUCCGAGGAAGACGAUGAGGAGGACGCCUUCAACCACGACGUGAUUUACCCCACCGACAACACGGACGCAUCCAAGAUGGACAAAAAGAAAUCCUACAAAGACUCGGAGUUCUUCAUGUCGUACACGCCGCGCACAAUCAACGCGAACGAGGAGAAGGGCUACAGCGUCAACGGCGGCGGGCCAUCCUUCGUGCAGGCGGCGCGCGACGUGACGAUGGACCUGACCAACGACGACGGCGCCAAGUCGUUCGGCGAGCCGGCGCGGGCCAAGAUGCGCUGGGACAAGAAGCAGAGCAAGUACGUGUCGACGGCCAACGACAUGGACGGGUCCAAGGGCGCCAAGACGCGCAUGAUCCGCGGCGAGUCGGGCGUCAAGAUCGCCGCGUCGUUCCAGUCGGGCCGCUUCGACCGCUGGCGCCGCGAGCACCGCCUGGGCCGGCUGCCCGGCGUGGGCGAGAUGGAGAAGACCGGGCUGGCGCGGCUGGCGAAAGAUGCCGGGCCCGGCGGCGGCGGCGGCGACGGUCCCGGGGCGGGUGGGCGCCACUUCAAGCACAAGCAGGAGAGGGCGCCCAAGGAGGCGGACAAGUUCCGCGACGACUACCACGUGCGCAAGAAGAGGGUCGCCGAGGCCAAGGAGAAGAGGAUCGGCAAGUUCAAGGACGGCGCGGGCAGCAGGCGCGAGAUCAAGAGCAAGGACGACAUCAAGAAGUCGCGCAAGAUCGAGGCCCUCAAGAAGGCCAAGAACGCCCGGCCGUCGAAGGGUGGCAAGAGGUGA
Diaporthe amygdali is the source of this 2772-nucleotide messenger RNA. Its product is annotated as tp-dependent rna helicase dbp10. The coding region runs from base 1 to 2772 and encodes 923 amino acids. Gene Ontology annotation, cellular component: nucleus. Lineage: Eukaryota; Fungi; Ascomycota; Sordariomycetes; Diaporthales; Diaporthaceae. The record is from RefSeq and is a predicted model, not a curated record. The transcript is spliced from 2 exons. Gene Ontology annotation, molecular function: RNA helicase activity; RNA binding; ATP binding.